Messenger RNA from Sus scrofa (pig), 768 nucleotides. RefSeq names its product spermatogenesis associated 9 (gene SPATA9). The record is from RefSeq and is marked provisional. NCBI's taxonomy places the organism in Eukaryota, Metazoa, Chordata, Mammalia, Artiodactyla, Suidae.
AUGCCAAUCAAACCUGUUGGGUGGAUAUGUGGGCAGGUGUUGAAGAACUUCUCUGGAAGAAUUGAGGGGAUCCAGAAAGUAAUCAUGGACCUUUUAGAUGAAUUUAAAGAUGAAUUCCCUACCAUCCUAAGAUUAUCACAGUCUAAUCAGAAAAAAGAACCUAUGCAAAAAACAUCCAAAAUCAGAAUGGCUGUUGCUUUAGCCAAGAUCAACCGAGGAACAUUAAUUCAAGGAUUAAACAGCAUAUCUAGGUCUUCCAAAUCGGUUGCCAAACUUCUGCAGCCUCAGCUUGCUUGCAAACUUUUAGAGUUAAGGGACAUAUCUCAUCGUCUGCUGAAGGAAGUUAAUACACCAAAGCAACCCCUGUAUAACGUGCAGGUCCGGAAGGGAUCUUUGUUUGAAAUCAUUUCUUUCCCAGCAAAGACUGCUUUAACUAGCAUAAUGUAUGCUUCAUAUGCAGCACUAAUUUAUUUGACAGUCUGUGUUAAUGCUGUGCUGGAGAAGGUAACAAAAAUUUUCCAAGAAGAAGAAUCCAUAAGGCAAAACAAAGAGGAAAGUGAAAAUCUUAGAAAAGCCUUUUCUGAGCCUGUGCUUUCUGAGCCUCUGUUUCCUGAAGGUGAAAUCAAAGCAAAACCUUACAGGUCAUUACCAGAGAAACCAGACAGUAUUUCAGAUCGCCCCAAACUUCCUGCCAAUAAGUUGUGUAAUAAGAUCCAAGUUUUACAUUCUGUGUUUGACCAGUCAACUGAAAUGAAUGAGCAAAUAUGA